AUGAAUAAUUAUAUUUUAAAUAUGAAAUACUAUUUCUAAAAAAUAUAUUUUUAUUGUACAUUAUUAUUUUAGAAAUAAAUUUUUUAUUUUCUGGAUAAAAAUAUAAUUUUAUGAUAUUAUUAAAUAAAAUAAAUGAAUAAAUUAUAUAUUUUUCUUUAAUUUUAUAAAUUAUAAAUACAAAUGUUUUACCAAUCAAGCAACAAAUAUUCUAGUAAAAGAGUUUCAUCAUCAAAAUUUAAGCUUCUAUUACAAUUUUAUGUUCCCAAAUUAAUUGCACAAAUCCUCCACAAGGAUCAAUUUAAACAUUUGGCUGAAGAAAAUUAACCACACAAGUAUGGUUGAGUGGUACAACAGAUUUGCAAAUGUGCUAAACAUCUCAGGUUCGAACGUACCAAAUUCAUAUUUAUUCUUUUUUGUGAGCGGGCAGCGUGAGUAUCUAAUUUUCAUUGGGAUCAACCAGAUCUAUUUAACGUUGGUGGACAUGUCUUAGAAAAUUAGUCAAUUGGAUUUUGAUCCGCCGGAUACUCUGGAUUAUCAAAAAAAAAAUAGACAAUGUGUGGAAUAUCUCCAAUUAAGGUCAAAAUUUGCUGAAUUUCCAUAAUUAUGGAUAACCCAAUAAGGAGUAACCUUUUGCCACUGUGCAGACGAAAAUACCCUUAUCCUUUGUCGAAAACAAGUAACUCUAGAUCUAUCAGCUAAAUAUUUACAUAGCAGGUAACAAUCUACAUACCAACUAACAUAUCCGCUAAUAAUUUCAGUAUCAUCUAACAAUCUAUGUAUCAAACAAAUGUAUCGACUAACAAAUCAUAUAUCAGUUAAUGAAACUAUUAACAAUUAAUUAGUUAUCUAUUAAAUAGCUUCAAAUCUAUUUGUAACAGCUAACAAUUCAUGUAUCGAUUAAGAAUUCAUUAAAAUCUAAAUAAUAGCAGAUAAGUAAUAAAAUAUUUACUAACGUAUAUAUUAUCUAAAAGUUGAUUGUGAUUCGAAAUUGAAAACAUUGAAAUUGAGGUGAGAUAAUAAGAUUAGCAUUAUGAGUGUCAAAAGAAUCAGAAUAAAAAAAUAAAGAUUUGUGUUGAAUUAGAAGAUGAUUUGAAGAAUUUGUACAAGAGAUAAAGAGAUUAGAACACAUAAAAGGGAAAAGAGAGAGAGAGAGAUAGAGAUAAGAGUAUUAUAGUCAUUAGAAAUAUUAAAAAGAAAUAAGGUUAUAUGACAAAUUACAUGAGUUUUUGGGUGCAUCUACGCCAAUUAAUCAAAAAAAAAGUUUCAAACAUUAAAAGAAAUCUAACUUGCAUAUUGAAUAGUUAUUAAUUUAUUAUUUUAAGAACGAUGAAAAAUGAUAGAUUUAUUUUUUUUUGUAAGACCCAGCAUCACACUUGUGAAGGCCCAAUAGCUUUAGUCUGAAUUAAAAGCCCAUACGAAGACGGUUAUGAAUUAAGAAACGAGGAAAAUUUUGAUUAGUUACUUAUAAUUAGCAUAAAAACAUAAUAACAGUGGGACCCAAUAUGCUGCUAAUCCAGCUGGCACUUACGGUUUGUUUUCAAAUAAGAAGAGACCAAAUUCUAUGUUGCAUUCACAAACUCUUUUAGAAAAUCCCCUCGAUUCUCUCAUUUUCUCGUCAUCCAAGGAAGACGAUGACUGGUGCCAACACAGUUUCUGGUGGUGAACAUGGUUCGGACAAGAAGAUUCAUGGUGACAUCGAUGCGAGCAAAGUCAAAGCACCAAACAUGUUCGAACGUGCCAAAGAGGAGUUCGAUGCUGUUAUUGGGUUGAUUCAUCAACACAAGAAUUCCAGGGACGAAUCUGAUAAAAAGGAACUCAAAUCCGAGAAAAAAGAUGCAAAGAAGAAACGGAAUAUGAUAAGAAAGGCCAAGGACGAAAUCAAAUCUCUAUUCCAUUCAAAGGAGAAACAUCAUUGCCACCAUCAUCAUCGCAAAGAUUCUCAUGGAAGCAGUGAUGAUAUCGAUGAGAACACGCAUGUGGAUGAAGUGAAGGGUCCCAAUGUUUUCGAUAGAGCCGAGGAAGAGAUCGAGGCCGUCGUCAUCCAUCCCGAGAAGAAUGAGAUUGACGGUUCUGAUUCUCCUAAGAGUUCUAGGUCUGGCUCACUGGAGAAGGAAAGAGCUGGAUUAGGAUGCUCUCUUGGAAAGUGGCUUGAAAAGAUUUGUGCUCCUUGGGGUGAUAACAAAAAAGAUUGAGUUAUUCAUGUGACUGAUCAUGAUUCAUGAACUUGUUUGCUAAUAUUUUCGUGAUAUAUAAUUUGGUUUGAGUUUCUAUUUAUUUGUAGGUACUAGUGUUACCUUAAGAAUAAAGCUCGUUUUAUUCAUAUUUCAGAAACUUUAGUCUUUCUUUAUACAAUAAAAAUGUUUAUAGGUUUUAGCAAAGCGUCUCUUAUGAGAUUCAAAGAUAAUAUUCCUGUGAUGUAUAUUAUUUAGACAUUCUAUCAUCCAUAAUAGAGCCAGAAGCUCAGCUCGGUGUUGAGAAAGAGGAAGAUAGUAUGAGACUGUGAAAAAUGGCAUUUCCUUAGUCAUCUUGCAAAAUCUAAGAGGCUCCAUCCACGUUGACAGUUUGAUGGAUCCAAGAGACACCAAUAUUACAAUUUAGCAUCCCUUGUGGAGGUUUUCUCGAAAGAAGAAGAAGGAAAAAGGGAAGAAAGAUUGGAAGUGCAAGAAGAAAAGUAAAGCAAAAUCAACGUGAACAAACAAGAAGACAAAGAUGAGUUGGGUUGUGUAACAAGAAGUUGCACAGCAAGAAGAAUAAGAGUAUUAGUUUGGUUAAAUUAAGUUAAGUUUAGCUAGAGUGGUUUAAGAGUUGUUAAAUGUGUAAGUUUAGUUGGUUAUAACUAUUUGUAAAACUAGUCUAAGCAUGAGUAGUGGGGCUUGUGUAAAAGAGUCUAGGAGCAUGAAGAAUGGUUUAAAGCAUGAUGCAAGUGCAUGUAGUAAGUAGAGAAACAUAUGUACAUGUGUGUGUGUGAAAGUGUAAAAAGCUUCCUUGUGAUCGAUGUUAACAAUGCAGGCAAUUAAAGUAGAUGUGUUCUUUAUUUCUCUCUUGACAAAUGAACUAAAACCAGAAGAGCGAGAGAAAAAACUGUGACAAACAAGUAAGAGAGUGAGAUAGAUAGCCUCAAGAGAAGCCAAGCGAGAAAACUGAAAAUCAGAGUAAUAGAAUGAGAGUUCAGCAGAUUUCACGAAAGUUCAACAAAGGUUAGAACUAUUGUCUCAUCUAAGAAAUGAUUUUUACUGCAAGCAUAGAGAUGACAAACGUUCAAGAAGACAGAGUUGGGAGAGAGGCCACAUUCAAACAUUGAAAGAUUUGAGGGAUCUCAUGUUUCUUUGGCCGUUUGACAAUGAAAAGGACAUGACAAAAACUUUCCUCAGGAGAUCCAUAUGGUCAGGUACCCAUUUGCAUCCCAUCCCAUGUAUCCGAAGCCUCUCCUUGACAGCAAGUAUUUAAGGUUCGAAGGCGCUUUAAUAUGCUUGAUAUUACCCCAUAACAUCUUCUCAUUUGGAGGCAAAGAAUUCGGUAGAGGAGCUUUAAUAUUCUAGAGCGUUGUAGCCACUUUGAUAGGUAUAUCAGUGGAUCACCGUUUUUGAAAAACCCCAAAUGUCUGAAUCUAGCUGGCUUACAGUCUACAGAUGGUUUUAUUUUCAAAUUGAUUUUUACAUCUCGUUUGUAAAGGUUUGUCUGACCAGAUCGAUGUCCCACCUUGUUUGCUCUAUGAGUAAAUCAUAGUAAGCGAGAUCAACAAUUAUGUUUGCUUUAAACGUAGCACUGAGUAAAGCGUCUAUUUGUAUUCCCCACACAUUAAUUAGUCUUUCUUCCAUCGCCUAUAGCUCUAACCAGACCUUGCUUGAGCAAUUCUCUAAGCAUAAGAAGGAUGAAUGCCUAGCCACAUUCCAAGGAGAUUAUGAAAUACCCACUUGGUAGUUGUAAAGAUUGUGGUUAAUAGAGUAAAUGAGAAGAAAAUUUUAAAGUAAAAAAGAGUGAAAAAGUGAGAGAGAUAGAUAAAUGAAGUAAAUAAGUUUACUCAUGUGUAUACUAGAAUAAACAUGUAUAUACAUUUUUUUCUCUGUUUAAACAGUAAUUGAAGGAAAAAAAGAAAAAAAAGUUUUCACUUGAUUGAUAAUUUUUUGGAGUAACUAAGUUUUCUACUCAGUUAUUUACUCGUGAUUUUCAAUAAAAGCAUGUGAGUGACUAGAUUAAUUUAGAAUUAAUAUUUUGUUCUCAACCAAAAAUGAAUUAAUAUUUUAGUUAUUAUCGUUUAACCAUAAAAAAAAAUUCAAGUACGUCUCCGAUGAAUGACAUGUUUUUAAUAAAUUUUCUAUGUUCAUAUGCUAGUGAAUACAAAUACUAAAUAUACAUCAAAAUAUCAAAUAAUGUGUACGAUACACAUAAAUCCAUUGUCUAAAAAAAAAAUCCAUUGUUUAGUAUUGAAGUAGAUGAACAUACAACUCCACCAAUUAUAUAUUUCUGUACAUUUGAUUAAAUAAAAAUAUUUUGUUUUUGCCCUUAUAGUUUUGAUCUUAAAGAUGCACAUCUAUCCAUAUAUAGUCUAGUACUGAAGGCAAUCAAACGAAGAUGGAAUAUACACAUGGGCUUAAUUGAUCAAGAUAUACAAUAUUGCUAUAAUUGACAGACAAACAAUAUAAUAAAAAGUAUUAAAAACAAUAUAAUAAAAAAAUUCUAAUAAAUAAUUUUUUUAUGCAGGAAAAGCAGAUUCAUAUACAUAUCCUAGUGGUGAUAAUAGUAAAAAAUUAUAAAUUAUAUUAUAUUCUUAUAAAAAAAUUGGGAAGCAUUGGGACUACUGACCAACUCCGUUAUUUAGAAAAGCGUUCGCUUUCAUUUGGUGAAUUGUAUUUCUUUUUUUGGUGCAGUGUACGUGUGGGUCGAUUUCUUAAAUAUAUAGUCUUAUUCUUGUUAUAUAGAGAACAUAUAAAUCUCACAUACUUUUAAUUAAUUAUAUAUUUCUGUACAUUUGAUUUAAUAACAAUAUUUUGUUUUUGCCCUUAGUUCUACCUUUCAAUUCAAAUUUUAGAUUUUAAAUUUAAAAAUCUCAAUUGUUAAAGUAGAACUUGGUAUAACUAGGAUUCAUGUAAUACUAAUUAGUUGUACACGAUCAAUAGUAUAAUUUAGUAAAAUAUUAUUUUUGGGUUUUUUAUUUUAUUUCUGCAAAAAUGAAAAAAAAAGAUGAAAAAAAUAAGUAUAAAAUUUUGAAAAAGGAAAAAAAGGUAAAAAUGGUAAAAAAAAACUGAAAAAGAAGAGGAGAAAUAG
Brassica rapa (field mustard) is the source of this 5265-nucleotide messenger RNA. RefSeq lists its product as uncharacterized. The record is from RefSeq and is a predicted model, not a curated record. Lineage: Eukaryota; Viridiplantae; Streptophyta; Magnoliopsida; Brassicales; Brassicaceae.